AUGCUUGAUUGUGAAUCAACAUCAUUUGAUGAUGAAAGAAAAGAAAAAAUUUUCAAGUUAGCAUGUGCAAUGGGAGAUACUUAUGAUUCAGAAAAUGACAGGGAAAAAGAAUUUGAAAAUAAACUUAACAGUUUUUUGGGGUAUAAUAUAGAUGGAAAAGAUAGGAAGAAGAGGAAUUGUAAUGAAGAAGUUAGAUUUGAUGCAUUAGUAAAGUUAGAAUAUUCAAAAUCAGAAAAGGAUGCCUUGUUAGUAGGAUUCGAAUACAAAAAUGAAUCAUCAAAGGUAGAUCCAUAUGUGCAAAUCAGCACAUACUACCAAGAAUAUGUGGUUCAACAUGCCGAAGAUGAUGAAGAUCUUAUCCUGAAUACUUGUAUUCCAUGUUUUCUAGUUUGUUUGCAUGGUGCACGAUUUGAGAUUGCAGGUGCUGUAUUUGGGGAAAGGGUUACAAUAUGUCCUUUAAUAGCAGAAAAUCUUGUAGUCAGACCUGAUUUUUUUGAAUCAUGGAUAAAUCGACUGACAAGAAUAUUUUGUUCUUUACAUGAGGCGAUUAAAACUUUGGAAAAAUACUAUAGUGAAUGUUUAUUAGUUCCAGAAAAAAAGAUUGAUAGAAACGUGGGAAGGUUUCCAUGGAUAAGGUCAUACACAAAGGAUUCUUUAGUGGUAUCUUUUCAAUACAAAAAAUGUUGUGUUGACAUUUUACAAAGUCUGGUGUAUCUUGUAGAAGAGAAUGAUGAUACAAAACACAUAGUCAAGUUUUCUGAAACUUAUGGUUAUGAUGCACACAGUUUCUGUGCUGAACAUCAAAUAGCACCAAAAAUCAUUCAUUAUUCAGACAUAAAUUCUGGGUAUAAAUUUAUUGUAAUGCAAUAUCUUGAUGGAUAUGAGACUAUAAAUUCAUUGUUUUCGAAAGUAAAAAAAGAAGAUUUGAAGGAGAUAAAAAAUUCUAUAAAACUUGCUGUAGGAAUAUUACAUGACAAAAACUUUGUUCAUGGAGAUUUUCGACUAAAUAAUAUACUUGCUAAAAAAGUAGAGGAUAGAUGGGUUAUAAAAAUUAUAGAUUUUGAAUGGGCAGGUCCAGAAGGAAAAAUUAGAUAUCCGUAUGUGACCAUGAAUCCAAAGAUCAAAUGGCACAAUGAAGUGAAACCUGGAAAUUUAAUUAGAAAAUCACAUGACAUACAUUUAUUAGAUGAAGGCUUUAUUACUCCUCAAUGA
This is a messenger RNA of Entrophospora sp. SA101, 1212 nucleotides long. The record is from the annotation of a GenBank genome assembly. NCBI's taxonomy places the organism in Eukaryota, Fungi, Glomeromycota, Glomeromycetes, Entrophosporales, Entrophosporaceae.